Molecule: messenger RNA, 5947 nt
Organism: Haemorhous mexicanus (house finch)
Lineage: Eukaryota; Metazoa; Chordata; Aves; Passeriformes; Fringillidae
Gene: ARHGEF37
Product: Rho guanine nucleotide exchange factor 37
Exons: 13
Coding region: 253-2301 (682 amino acids)
Cellular component (GO): cytoplasm
Molecular function (GO): protein binding; guanyl-nucleotide exchange factor activity
Source: RefSeq, a predicted model, not a curated record
AUUCCCUCGUGGCUCCUAUUCUGGAUCAUCCACAACGUGCUGAUGGGAGCAAAGCAGCUGUGAUGUGUCCCCAUGGCUUUGUUGGACAUGGCAGUAAAAUGGAGCUGAGAACUUGUGGCAUCAGAUCACUGCCAGCCCAAAGGGCCUCUUGCUGCUUCAGAGAGCACCUGGGCAAGGACUGAAGCCCUGCUGCCACCUGCAAGGGAGGAAGGACAUCUGUGUGCCCAAGGCCACAGCCAGUGCCCUACAGAGAUGGCGAGUGCAGAGCCCGGCUCUGAGGAUGCAGCUGAGGCUGAAGAGGCCGUGUACGAGGAGAUGCCCUGUGACAGGAUGGAGCUGAGCCAGCACCUGGCCGUGGAGGAGCUCCUCAGCACCGAGGCCAGCUACGUGAACAACCUGCAGCUGUGUGUGUCCGACAUCCGGGCACACCUCCAGGAGAAGCAGCUGCCUGAACUGGACCUGGAAGGGCUCUUCUCUAACACCGAUGACAUCCUCCAUGUCUCCAGGCGCUUUCUGAAGGGGCUGGAGGCCACGGCUGGCCAGGGGCAGGAGCAGCUGCUCUCCAUCAGCACGCUGUUCCAGGAGUUCAAGGAAGAGAUGGAGGCUGUCUACAAGAUCUACUGUGCCAGCUACGACCAUGCCCUGCAGCUGGUGGAGAGCUACCGCAGGGACCCCCGGCUGCAGGAGGAGAUCCUGGACACCCUCAAUGCCACCGUGCCUCACACAGGAGCGUCAGACCUCAGCUUCUUCCUGGUGAUGCCCGUGCAGAGGGUCACCAAGUACCCUCUGCUGCUGGGGAAGAUCCUGGAGAACACCCCGAGCAGUUCCAGUGCCCACUCAGCCCUGCAGGCAGCAGCUCGUGCCAUGGCCCAGGUCAAUGCCAACAUCAACGAGUACAAACGGCGCCGGGAAGUGGCAACCAAAUACAACAAGGCCGAGCACCUGACGCUGCGGGACCGCCUGGCGCGCCUCAACACCCACUCCAUCGCCAAGAAAACCACGCGCCUCAGCCGGCUCCUCAUGCACGAGGCUGGCAUCGUGGCCAAGACUGAGGACAAGGAAUAUGAUGACCUGGAAGAGAAGUUCCAAUGUGUGGCAUCCAGUGUGGCCACGCUGAAGGAGAACAUGGCAUCCUACCUGGGCCACUUAAAGGCGUUCCUGCUGCCCACCCCGCACCGCUGUGACCUGCAGGUGGAGCAGGGGCCAGCCCAGCAGCACCGCCGCCUCUCCGAGCUCCUCCAGAGCACCGUGUUCCCCGAGUUUAAGCAGCGUGUGGACAGGCUGGUGUGGCAGCCCCUCUGCAGCCUCUCAGACAUGCUGGAGGGGCCCCAGCAGCUGGUCAAGAAGCGCCUGGACAAGCUGCUGGACUACGAGGAGAUCCAGGAGAGGAAGAGUGAGAUGGGCAGCGUGAGCUACGAUGAGGAGGCUGCCAUGAACACCUACCUGGCCAUCAAUGACCUGCUGGUGGCCGAGCUCCCCCAGUUCAACCAGGUGGCUGUGCAGCUCCUGGGGCAGAUCCUGCGCUCCUUCAGUGCCCUGCAGCUGGACUUGGCUGCCCAGGUCCUGCACCACGCAGAGAAGGAGCUGGAGCAGCUGCCCCAUGGGCACAUGGCCCUGCCCAGCUUCUGGAAGGUGGUGGAGGACAGCCUGCAGCAGUCGGGUGCCCAGCUCCGUGCCUUCUGCCAGGCCUUUGAGACCGUGGCACCCAGCCCUGGCACACAGCCUCUGACCCCUGCUGAGGAGAGGAAGGUCCUUUCCCUUGUGAGCAAGCACGGCCCAGACAAGCUUUACCAAGUGACCAGCAACAUCAGUGGCAGCAGAGACCUGGACCUGACCUUGCUGAGGGGACAGAUCGUGGCUCUGCUGCAGAGCGCCGACACCAAGGGGAACACCAGCAGGUGGCUGGUGGAUGCUGGAGGUCCCCGAGGAUUUGUUCCUGCUGCAAAACUCCAGCCCUACAGCCCAGCCCAAGUGCAGCAGCCUGUGAUGCAGCUGCUGGGCCUGGACAGUGACACAGAGAGAAGGAGACAUUCCUACUCAUCCCCUGAAGCUCCCAGGCCACAGGUGGCCACCUUCACCCCAACAUUCCAGGUGGUGGCCGGCUUCUCCUUCGCAGCCCGGAGCCCGCAGGAGCUGAGCCUGCAGGCGGGGCAGCCCGUGCUGCUGCUGGAGCCCCACGACAAGAAGGGCAGCACGGAGUGGAGCCUGGUGGAGGUGAACGGCCAGAGGGGCUACGUGCCCUCCAGCUACCUGGUGACCGUCCCCGUGCAGGAGCCGGCGGGCUGGAGGCUGCCCGUGUGAGCGUGCCAGCCCCAGCAGGGCAAGGAUGGAGCAGCCAGCCUGGCACCUGGGACACCUCACAGGAGAUGCUGGAGGGAGGCAGCCCCCGGCUGGGAAGGGGGUGGGAGGCACCCGGGGGACACGGGCACGAGGAUGGCACUUGGGAGGCACCUUUUGACAGAAGGUAUGAGGGUGCCAGGUCCGGUGUGUGUGUUGGCACAAAGCAAAGCAGCACCAGGGAGUGAGGGCAGGUGGCUGCAGUUAUCCAGGGAUUUGCUGCAAUCCCUGCAAGUGACAAAUGUGUCCUGGGGGGAUGAGGCAGCGUCAUCCCUGCUUAGAGCAGGAUUGAGCAGCAAGGGAGCAGCACUGCAGAGGGGUCCUCUGCCAGGCAGGGGGAACUUGGACACCUGGGCACUGAGCACCUGGGCACUGGGACACUCGGGCACCUGGGCACUGGGCAGAUGGGCACCUGAGCACCUGAGAAUUUGGCUACUUGGGCACUUGAGCACCUGAGAAACUGGGCACCUGAGGGCCUGAGAAACUUGGCACCUGGGCACCUGAGAAUUUGGCUAUUUGGGCACUUGGGUACCUGAGAAUUUGGCUAUUUUGGCACUUGAGUACCUGAGAAUUUGGCUAUUUGGGCACUUGAGCACCUGAGAAUUUGGCUAUUUGGGCACUUGAGCACCUGAGAAUUUGGCUCCCUGGGCACUUGAGCACCUGAGAAUUUGGCUAUUUGGGCACUGGAGUACCUGAGAAUUUGGCUCCCUGGGCACUUGAGCACCUGAGAAUUUGGCUACUUGGGCACUUGAGCACCUGAGAAUUUGGCUAUUUUGGCACUUGAGCACCUGAGAAUUUAUCUAUUUGGGCACUUGAGCACCUGAGAAUUUGGCUAUUUGGUCACUUGAGUACCUGAGAAUUUGGCUAUUUGGGCACUUGAGCACCUGAGAAUUUGGCUCCCUGCGUGCCCGGAGCCCUGUGGCAGCGCCGGGCUGCGGCCGCCAGAGGGCGCCCCGCACCCGCUCCCAGUGCCCGCCCGGCCCGGACUGGGAGCGCUGGUGCGGCGGCACCGCCCGGGGGGACGGAGAUCGCCACCCCCGGCCCUCCCGGGACCCCCGUCCCCCUGCGACCCGCACGGAUCCCCGGCGGGCUGACACAGGUCCCAUGGAAGAGGUUUUUGGGACAGUCAAUCCGUGUCGGUCCUGGCCUAAGGCUCGGUUUGAGAAGGGAGAGAGCCCCCUCCCACCAUUCCCGAGGUAUCCGUGCCUCAGUUUCCCCGCGGUUGCACUGUUAUGGAUGCUGAGGGGCUGAGGUGGGCAGCCCUGCCGUGGUGCCACAGGGGACUUCAGGAGCCCCCUGUGACUGGCACCUCAUGCUGCCCAUCCCUCACCAAGGCCAGUGGAGCACCCGGCUGGCGUCGCCCCGGCUGCCCUGGGCUCCUGGGCUGCCCACAUCAAAGGUGCCCGUGCCAGCUGUCCUGCCCUGUCCUGCCCUGCCUUGUCCUGCCCGGGGGCAGCAGCACACCUGGCCACCCAUGGGCUCCCCGCGGGCUCCCCAGUGCACCUGUGUCCACGGGAUGGGCAGCGGGGCAGGGCUGGCACAGCCUCACCCAACCCUGAGCAGGUGCCAGGCGGGUGGGGACAGCCCCAGGCGGUGUCCUGUGCGUCCCCCGUGUGCGGCUGGGGUCUGGUGUGAAGCAGAGUGGGGCUCAGCCUCCUUUCACCUGGACCUGUGGGGUGGCUGGGGGGCAGCCACGUCUGCCCGGGUGCCAUUGAAAGGCCCGAGGAAAUCCUCACCUACAGCAAACCUGGGAGGGGACAGCAGUGUCAGAGCUGGGGACGUAUCCUGGGGAUGCUCCCAGCCUGGGGAAAGGCUGGUGGGCUCCCCAGCAAGGGAAAAUUAGUAGGCUGGGGACGAGGGUCAUUGAGCUUGCCCACCCAGCCCAGGCCCUGCAGCCACAGGGCUCACCCCUCCAGCUCCCUGCAGGUGGCUCCUCUGGAUUUUUCCAUCCCUAAUCAAAUCCCACCAGGUCGGGUUUCCCUCCCGAGUCACCUUCCUGCCAGCUCGGUGGGGUGCACAAGCAAUCAGCCCUGUGCCAGCCAUGGCAGCAGAGGGGCAGGUCCUGCUCCACAGCCCUCGGGUGCCUGAGACCCUUUGGGGGCUGAAAGGUGACGGUGGCACACGGAGUGCUGAGCCAGCUGCUGCCUGGGCCCCCAUCUUCCCACUGGAAGGAGGUCUGGGGUGCUCAGGGCUGGGCUGCACAUCCAGCAGGAAGAGGGCAAUGAGUUCAUGUGGCUCCUCGAGCCUGUGGGUGCCAAGGGGUGAGCUGGGCUCUGCAGUUCCCCCCAGCCCUGCUGCCAGCCUCGAUGGCCAGGGGACCUUUCCCAGGGGUCUGUCCCCAGGAUGGGGCCUGGUGCUUGGUUGCAGGACGUGGGUGCCUGCAUCCCUUCCUUCUCCCUGAAUUCACCCAAACUCACGGCACUGCUGCUGCCCUGAGCCUGGAAUUGCCCUCUCGGAGUCACGGAAGGGCACGGGGCUCUUCCAGCCCAGACAUGGUGGGGGAUAAAGGGCACAAGUGUGCCUUUAAAUAGCCUCUCAAGGACAGGCUCUCCCGGGAGGAAUGCUCUGGCUGGCCCGGUGGAACAUGCCUGUGCCUGGGGGCACGGGGGGACAGCUGGGCAGGGCCGGCUGCUCGCCAGGAGGCCAGGUCAAGGUUAGGCACGGCCCUGGCUCGGUGCCACCGUGCCACGGCUUGGCACCGGGGGAACAGAGCCGUGCAAACAGGGAAAUGCAUGCCAGGCCAGGGGUUUGCCGUGCCCGGGGCUGAUCUGGAGGUGGCAGCAGGGCCAGGCAGCCGCUGCUGCCCGUGACCCGCCCUCCAGCCCGCCCGGAAUUUGGCAGCGCUGCCUGGCUGCCUCCGGGGCAGCUCCGGGUGUCCCAGAGCGGCUGCUGCACUCCUGUCCGGGCUGAUUCAUAUCCUGGACGUGCAGGCAUUUGGAUAUUGUCCACCCGCGGGGUGUGACAGUGUCCCCAGGGCGCGGGUGCCAGCCCGGCCACGUGCCGGGAGCAGCUCCGGCUCUGCUCCGUGUGCCUGCUGCUCCCUGGGGACACGGCGGGGCCACGAAACACAUCCCAGGUGAGAUCCCGGGAUGCCAGGAGGAUGGCUGAGUGCCCAGGUGUCCACGUGCCCCUCGGCUCUGCUGCGGCACCCCGGGGGCUGGGAGGUGUUAGAAAAAGCAGCUGCCACAAGCCUCAAUCCCAGAGCCAUCCCCUCACCACGGGGUGCAGAAAGGAGAGGACAAACAGGCUUGGACAGGGAGCCAGGAGGAGCAGGGUGGCCACCUGUGCUGAAGGGCACAGCCAGCCCGAGUGGCUUUAGGCACAGAGCUCGGGUUGCCCACGCUGCCAGGCUGAGCUGGCUCCCAGCAGAGCCAGCCUGUGCUGCAGUGUUCCCUGCCACCUGCCCAUGGUGGCCCACGAGGAGCAGCCCGAGCCACCCUCGCUGGCCCCUCAUGUGCCUGCUGGGACCAGCAUGGCCCGAGGAAGGGCUGAGCCCCACGGAGAGGAAACCGGGGCUGCGGAGCAGGAGAGGAGCUGUGAACAGCAGUGCUCGCUCCAGGCUGGUGCAGCUGGCACCUGAAUUGUCUAAUAAAGUGUGAAAUUGCUUUCA